AUGUAUAUGGUGUCUGUAAAUGAAACCAAGUCAUACACUGAUUCUGCUGUAAACACUCUGUCCAGCAUUCCAGAUGCUGUCUAUGUGCUUAGAGCAGGGAUCAGCAAACUACUUCUGCAGAAGCUUAAUAGGAAAUACUUUGGGCUUGGCAGGACCUGUUGUCUCCAUCACCCUGUUCAGACUGCCGUUGUAGUGGAGAGCAGUCACAGACAACACAUGGAUGGGUGUGCCUGUGUAUCAAUACUGCUUUCUUUCGCGACGCUGAAGUCUGAAAUUGUGAAUCUGUCAUGCCAUAAGAUAUUAAGCUUCUUUGACUUUUAA
Molecule: messenger RNA, 321 nt
Organism: Rangifer tarandus platyrhynchus (Svalbard reindeer)
Lineage: Eukaryota; Metazoa; Chordata; Mammalia; Artiodactyla; Cervidae
Source: the annotation of a GenBank genome assembly